Parasteatoda tepidariorum (common house spider) is the source of this 4253-nucleotide messenger RNA. RefSeq lists its product as uncharacterized. The record is from RefSeq and is a predicted model, not a curated record. Gene Ontology annotation, molecular function: kinase activity; ATP binding. Gene Ontology annotation, biological process: phosphorylation. Lineage: Eukaryota; Metazoa; Arthropoda; Arachnida; Araneae; Theridiidae.
GCUUUUUCAGCAUCAGUCUGACUUCUGUGAUAUUUAUUCAUAGCCAUUCAUGUAUGAAAAGCUAUGGGUGCAAUAGUCGCUGUGCCUCUCACCUUAACAACUGCCAUCCUCUCCUAUGCCCCAUCAGAGGCUGUAGUGUGGGCCAAAUGGAUUAUAUCUUAUGGUUGCAUUCGAUUGUCAAGAUAUUUGACGAAAGGGAGAUUCGACUUCUACGAUGUUCAUGCUGAACAUGAUCCCAUAAAAGCAAAUUUUAUUGUUCCCCAAGAAGAGAUAGAUCUGGAAUCGCCAUUAGAGGAGGGUCAGUUGCACAAAACAGCUGAUGAAGUAUUUUUCCAUGGGGUAAAUUCCAAAUCUGAGUAUCUAGUGACAAAGAUAAUGCGAUAUCCUAAUAAUGCGGCAAGUGCUUGGAUAUUUCUACAGCUAAGCAAUGGAAAGUUGUAUCAGCUGAAGAAGACUGCAAAUUACCAGCAAUCUAGCUGUGAGAAAAAAGUGUUCUCAUGUGGAGGACUUCAGCUACAUUAUAUAACACCAAUGAGAGCUUGGAGAAUAUUUUAUAAUGGAUUGCUGAAGGAAACAGACCAUGAUGGUACCAACGAGAAAAUGGUAUAUGUUAAAUUUGCUUUCAUUUGGCGAGCUUCGUCGGAUGUUUUCGAUUUUACUUCAGACAUCAGCGCAUCUGCUUUAGCUAAGGGGAUGUCUGAAACGAAAUGGUUGAACUUUAGGCCACCUAUAGAAGAGUUUUCUAAGGUUCUGAAUCUAUAUUCUCAGUCUGGAACCAUAUCAGGUACUCUAAGUGUUGAUGGAACUGAUGAAUUAUCAAUGUAUUUGUUCGGUGAAAGAAUUAGAUAUAUAGGUGAUUUUUCAAUCUUGAAUGAAAUAGAGUUUUAUCAUUUGUUUGGACAAGUAUAUCGAAAUGGGAGCGUUGUUCAUUUGUUUCGCAUAUCAAUGCCUAAUAUAGUAAAAGAUUUGACUCAUGGGUUUGUUGUCACUCCUACUGGUGUCAUAGAUGUAGUGACUGACGCAACGUUCGACUUGAGAAAUAUAAAAGAAGAGAGAAGUGGAUAUGAUGAAAUAAUAAAAUUUCAUGGCAAAAAUAACUUGUAUAUAUUGCGAGGAAAGCCGGAUCAGAAAGCAAACACAAUUUACAGCACUCAAAAUCCUGUGGCUCACGAAGCUAUGGAUAGCAUAAGGUUUGAAUUGAAUAAUAACGAAGGAUCUGGUUUCAUCAUUGAAGGAAAGAUAUUUGUCCCAUCAAAUACCAGCGAUGACCAAAGUAAACCUCCUACAAGUCUUAAAAGUGAAACCCACUCAGCUAAACCAUUGGUGACAAGUUUCACCGAGAAGGUAUGCCAAGAUCCUAGUUUAACAGGAGGAAAGGGAUCUUCUUUGGGAAUGUUAACCGAGCUCAGUAAAGAUUUGAAAAAUUUUAUUGUUCCAAAUGGAGUUGUAGUUACAACUGCUGCUUAUGAAUUGUUCAUCACAGAAGAAGUCAAGAACGAAAUACAAUUAUUAGAAGACGUGCUUUAUGAAAGAACUGCUGGAGAUGUGCAACAAACUUCUCAAAGAGUGAUGGAAGAAGUCGUGAAAUCAAACAUUCCUGACCAAGUUCUUCAUUCUAUUGUAACCUCACUUCAAAAAGUAUUUCCUGACAAAGACAUCCUCAAGUUUGCUGUUCGCUCCUCUGCGACAGGUGAAGAUACAGAACAAAUGUCAGCAGCAGGGCAGAUGGAUACUUUCUUAGGAGUUUCAGGCAUUAAUCAGAUUUUAUCAGCAAUUAAAAAGUGCUGGGCCUCUCAGUUUAGUCAUAUAGCUGUGCAGUAUAAAAGACAGAAUGGUCAAAUUCUCAACUCACCAAUGGCCGUUGUGAUACAAAAAAUGAUACCAUGUGAUGUGGCUGGGGUUCUGUUUACCUGUGAUCCUCUUACUGGAAACCCAACAGUGAUGAAUAUAACCGCGAAUUAUGGUCUUGGCGAGUCUGUUGUUUCUGCAUCUGAAGAACCUGAUACCAUAGAAAUUGCUCGAGAUAUUGAUGAUCAGCUGUCAAUUAAGAACAAAACUAUUGGUGUAAAAGACCAUCGAAUAGUUCUUCAAGAUGAAGCUGGGACAAACGUUGAGGACGUUUCUGAAGAAGAGAAGCAGACAUGUUGCUUAUCAGAUGAAAUGGCUCUCCGAUUGGCUGACUUGGCUGUCAAGAUUGAAAAAUGCUACAGAUCUCAUCGAGAUAUCGAAUGGGGAUUUUGGAAAAGUAAUCUGUACAUAUUUCAGUCUCGACCAGUAACCAGCGGAUUUGGAGAAACUGACUAUGAAAUCGAUCACGAAAUGGAUGCACAUUUGAGAAUUGAAGAUGAAUUCUUUACUGUGGCGAACGUUGGAGAAGUAAUGCCUGGUGCUCAGUCUCCUUUAAACUUGGAUGUGUUAUUCAAAUUCAUGCGUUUGAGUUUCCUGAGAAACACAGGAAGCAAUUGGAGUACAGAUAUCAAAGCAGCAUAUUAUAGCAAAGGAAUGAUUUCUAUGUACAAUCGUGCCAUGUUUCAUCUUUGUGAUUUCUACGAAAAGAGAUUUUCUGAUGAACAGAUGAUGAAAAUAGCGAGCAUCGGUACGUUUGGCCAUGUAUUAGAAGUUUCAGAUUUUAUUCACAUAGUUGAUGACAGGUUUGGAAAACCCAAGACAGACGCUUUAACAAGUCUAAAGGAGCUUUUACAACUCCGUAGGCUACUAUUUGGAUACGAAAAAUAUUUUAAAAAAGCAGCGAGAAAGUAUGAGAAUUACAGAAUUCCAACUGAAAAUUAUAACACGUCUCAAGAAUUGUUUGAUGCCUUAUUGCAUGCGUGUACCGAAAUUACUGAUACUAUGACUGUUCAUAUAAAAAAUAGCGAAGCAUCUUCUAUUUGGAAUGUGUUCAUUUUGAAUGCUUUAAUAAAAUAUCGAGGAGAAAUUAAUGCUGACGUAUAUCGGGAUUUUUCGGAGCUGAUGAGAAUAAGUAGUGAAGUUGUAAGUGCUGAUGUUCCAGCGGCUAUAGAAGAAUUGGCUAGUUACAUUGAGAAAGAAAUACAGCCAGAGGAUUUCAAGAGUAAAUCAGUAAAGGAUAUUCUAGAAUGGUUGGAUCGAUCUGAAACAAUGGCAGGUGCAAAAUACAGAGAGUUUUUGACAAAACAUGGACACAGAUGUUUGAGAGAGUUUGAUAUGCGAACAAAGCCAUGGAGAGAGGACCGCAAUUCUUUGAUUAACCUGUUAAAAAGUUUAGUCGGGAAACCUGAAAAAGUUUCGAAUAAGAAAAAAAGUUUUGAGGAAAAGCUUUCAUCCUUGAGCCUUUCAUUGGGUUUUGCAAACAAAUUGUUUUUAAAGUUUCUAAUAUCUCGAGGACAAUAUGCAGUGCAACAAAGAGAAUUAUCAAAGUCUUUGUUAAUCAAAACAAUCGAUGCUUGGCGAAAAGCAUACACUUCUCUAGCCAAAUUGAUGCUUUCUGAGGGUCGUAUUCCAGAUGAAGAUCUACUCUUUUUCAUGAAUUUAAAUGAAAUUAAAGAGCUGCUUAACACAAGAUCGCCAAAAAUUAUAUCAAGGGCAAGGCACAGGCGCAGGCGUUAUCCUAUACUAGACAAAUAUAUUUUUCCCGAAAUCAUGAAAGGAUUCCCAAAACCAAUAGAUAUGGAGAGCGAUGUGGAAAUUUCUGAUGAAGAGAACUUUUCAAUGAAAGGUUCUCCUGUGAGUGCUGGAAUAGCAAAAGCUUAUGUCAGAGUUGCGUUAACCUUAAAGGAAGCCGAGUCCUUAAAACCAGGUGAAAUUCUUGUGACUUACAGUACUGAUAUUGGUUGGACGCCUUAUUUUCCUAUGCUUGCGGGUGUUGUUACCGAAAUCGGUGGACUUAUAUCUCACGGUGCCGUUGUUAGCAGAGAAUAUGGACUUCCGUGUAUUGCUGGUAUUCAUGGAGCAACGAGGCAAUUUAAGACUGGUGAUUAUGUUCAAUUGGACGGCAACAAAGGUAUUUUGCAACGAUUAAAGAAAGUAGAGAUUGCUGAAACAUCACUUUAGUUCAACAUUUAAGGAAAAAGGAAUAAUAAUUAUGAGUGAUACUGUUUCAAGCUGGAAUACUUAAAUUCGUUUCUUCAUUACAUCCUUAAAACUUUUAAACGUUAGUUUUUAUAUUAUUGUGAUUAAAUCAAUGCAAAUAAUUCAGAAUACAAACUUUCAGGAAAAGUAUUUUUUCUUUACGUAUGCACAUUUUCUAUUUUAAAAUAAAAAAAUAUGUUGUAAUA